Messenger RNA from Prorocentrum cordatum, 780 nucleotides. NCBI's taxonomy places the organism in Eukaryota, Dinophyceae, Prorocentrales, Prorocentraceae. The record is from the annotation of a GenBank genome assembly.
GCUGCCUUGCGGACCAAGAAGGGCGUCAAGAAGGGCGUGCCGGAGUGGGCCGACCCCCUGCAUGAUGACGGCGGGCCGCCCGACGACGAGAUUGUAGCCAAGUGGGCAGAUGGGGCGACAUGGGCAGUCCCAGGUUUCACCAACAAGAUGUAUCGUGAGGCUGCCGCAUCGAAGGUGGGCGGCGUGAAGAAGAACUGGAUCUGGGAGACGACAUUGAAGGGCGCGCGCUACUACGUGACGAUGUUCUCGAGAGGUCAAGGCACCAGCUGGUUCAUCGGCUGCUGGGAGGACAGCAGGAUGGUAUCGCAGUUCGUCAUCAAAGCGCACCACUCCAAGGAGGAGGUGCAGAAGUUGAUGAUCGAUCUCUUCAAGCUCUGGGUCGACAAGAAGAUUGACAAGAAGGAGCUCGAGAUCCGCAAGACCAAGUGGAUAUCGGAGAACACCGCGGCCGUGCUCAAGAGGCCAUCCACGAAGACGGUGCCCACCCAAGCUGAUGUUUGCGGCGCAGACGAUGGCGCUGCCAACCCACACGAUGAUCGUGGCGAUGAUGCGGCUGGCGAUGAUGAGGAGUCUGAACAUGCAGAUGACGACGCGGAGGUGCCAGACGACGAGGAUGGCGACGGGGACGAGGAGCCUAACAACAUCGAGCAGCCCGUCUUCAAGAAACCAUCGGGCAAGCAUGCGUCGCCUAGACUCAAGGCGCCCACCAAGGAGCCUGUCGAGCGGGUCAAGGGCGUCAAGCGCAUCCGACCAGAGCCCGAGCAUGCUGACGAGAGAGAG